AUGAGUGAAACCAAACUGGAUGGCGGUAAUGGGUUGCCAGACGGAGGUGCCUCAACAGUAACGACUUUGGAAGAGCUACUUAAUGACGAGUCCUUCAAUUACUCCGCUAGCUCCAUAGCUUUUGAUGAGGAUACGAAAUAUCAUGAAUGUCUAACGAUGUUUAUUGCCGGCGACCCCGAACGAUGUCUUCAGAAGAUGUACGAAUAUGGACUUCUAUCCAAAGAAUCAAUACAAAAUAAUGACAAAGUGUUUAAUUUGUUCCAAGAAGCAUGUUAUGCCAUAGGCAACUUUAAUCGGUUUGGAUUCAGGUUACAAGAUGUAAUUCUAGAAAAUUUCACAGGAGACCCCCAGGUACUCCAAUGUCACUUGAUGAAUUGCACUUUGGCAUCAGAGAUUUCCAUACUCAACAGAUACUACAGAUGUUCGGCCAAAGCUCUAUUAAUGGAGAAGCCUAUAAAUGAAGAGAAGGCUACUGGUCUCGAGAUCCAGACGAGGAGAACGAUCGCGAGGAUUGGUUCAAGAGUUAGAGUUCCAGAUGAAGCACUGGAGUUUCAGCAACUAAUUGGAACCUAUAUCUUUACAAUCCAAAUCAAACUACUUCAGAAAACUCCAUCCUUUUCCCUGUACAAAAAGCUCUGCGACAGGAUACCCAACUUAUCUGAUCAACUCAAGAAAUGGCCGAGCACUUACAAGGAAAAGACUAUCGAGGGCCAAAUAUUGUCGCAACUCGAGCAUAUGUACUCAAAAGCUAAGAAACAACACCAACGGCGUCGGACUAAUUCUGCUGCCAUUUCUGAAUCAGUCAAACCUUCAACGCAAGUCACAGCAAAGAAGGAUAAACUACAAAGACCGGUCAAUUGGCUGUCCCUCUGGCACAAAUAUUUUAGCAGGAUGAACCUUUCUAGGCAAAAUCUACUAUUUCUACUAAUUUUCCUACUAAUUUCGCUGCAAAUCACCAAGAAACUGGUCAAAUUCCCAAUUUUUUUCACCCAAUUUUCAAGGAAAAUACUCAUACAGCUCAAGAGUAUAUUGAGCCUACUCUCUAGCGUAUAA
This is a messenger RNA of Torulaspora delbrueckii, 1053 nucleotides long. RefSeq names its product Pex15p (gene PEX15). The coding region runs from base 1 to 1053 and encodes 350 amino acids. The transcript has a single exon. The record is from RefSeq and is a predicted model, not a curated record. Lineage: Eukaryota; Fungi; Ascomycota; Saccharomycetes; Saccharomycetales; Saccharomycetaceae.